Molecule: messenger RNA, 1152 nt
Organism: Trypanosoma cruzi
Lineage: Eukaryota; Euglenozoa; Kinetoplastea; Trypanosomatida; Trypanosomatidae
Exons: 1
Coding region: 1-1152 (383 amino acids)
Biological process (GO): L-cystine transport
Cellular component (GO): vacuolar membrane
Molecular function (GO): L-cystine transmembrane transporter activity
Source: RefSeq, a predicted model, not a curated record
AUGAAACCAGACACAACGGCGAAUUGUGGCACAGAACCCACGUGUGAAAUGACGAGUGUGCCGGUGGACUCUCCUCAUAAUGAUUUGCAUCGUGACGAGAAAUGCGAUCACUCUUUGGAGAGGAAUAAGCACAGCGAUAAGGAACCACAUGAGAAUGACGAUGUGAAUGCAGAGCACAAUUUGCUUGCAGAUCCGUCAGGGAUCAAACUGGGGAAAUACGUUAUUCCGCCUCGCGUGGUGGCACCAAUCUGCGCGCUUCUUAUUGUUGCGGGUGGGGUGCUUUUUGCCUUUACGACGCCAAUAAAAAACAAUGACCCGAAGCCGUGGGAUCGCAUCUCGGCAUUGAUUGGCUGGAUUUACUUCUUGGCGUGGGGAGUUUCAUUCUUGCCACAGUUGUACUUCAACACGCGCCGGUGGAGUGUUGUGGGACAGAGCUUUGAAUUUGUUUACCUGAACAUUGUCGGAUUCUUGUGUUACUCCGUUUAUACGCUGUGUUUCUACGCCAAUAACAACGUAAAUAAUAUGUACAAGGAUCGCCACAAUGGGUCGAGUAACAAUGUGGCUCUGAAUGAUGUUGUUUUUGCGGUGUAUGCAUUGGUAUGCUGCCUUUUGAAUGGCUUGCAGAUUAUCUUCUUUGAUCGUGGCGGCCAGAAGAUGAGCAUCCUUGCGACUGGACUCAUCGUCCUUAUAUUCUUUGUCAUUGUGCUGUGGACCUGCCUCAUUGCUGGGGGCGUGAAGCGUGACGUCUUCUUCAAUUAUCUCGACCUUCUGUACGGCCUGAGUUUGAUCAAACUGGGCAUCAGUAUUGUGAAGUACGUACCGCAGGUAUACCUAAACUACAAAAGGAAAUGCACGAUUGGGUGGAACAUCUGGAACAUUUUGCUCGACUUCACAGGCGGUAUACUAAGCAUCUUACAGGAGGUGAUUGACAGCUGGGUGACGAGCGACUGGGAUGGCAUGACAGGCAACCCCAUAAAAUUUGCUCUCGGUUCCGUAAGCAUAUUGUACGACCUUGUCUUCUUUGUACAGCACUUUUUGCUUUACAAUGAGAACAAUAAGCGGCUUGCCUUGCCGGACCAUGUCUACAAGCGCGAGGUUAGAGCGUCAGAGAAAAGAGAAGAGCAAAAAAACGAAAACGAAAAAAUGAUUUAA